This is a messenger RNA of Aspergillus ochraceoroseus IBT 24754, 1041 nucleotides long. Its product is annotated as ketoreductase. The coding region runs from base 1 to 1041 and encodes 346 amino acids. The transcript has 2 exons. Gene Ontology annotation, cellular component: endoplasmic reticulum. Lineage: Eukaryota; Fungi; Ascomycota; Eurotiomycetes; Eurotiales; Aspergillaceae. Gene Ontology annotation, molecular function: ketoreductase activity. The record is from RefSeq and is a predicted model, not a curated record. Gene Ontology annotation, biological process: fatty acid elongation.
AUGGAAUUUUUUACGGAUAUCCCCUCCUGUCUGUCAAAAUUGGAGUUCAACUUCACUCCAGGAUGGCAGACGGUCGGCGCAUCUGUGCUUCUUGCGGCCGGAAGCUGGUUUAUCCUGUCCAGGGUUUGGACCUUUACUAGAGUCCUCUUGAGCUUGUUCAUUCUUCCCGGAAAGUCGCUCCGCUCUUUCGGCCCCAAGGGUAGCUGGGCUGUGAUCACCGGUGCCUCGGAUGGCCUGGGCAAGGAAUUCGCGCUUCAGAUCGCCCGCGCUGGUUACAACGUCGUGCUCGUUUCUCGGACGGCUUCGAAACUGACUGCCCUCACCGAUGAAAUCACCUCCCAGUACCCGUCCGUGCAGACUCGGAUGCUGGCGAUGGAUUACGCCCGCAACGAGGAUCACGACUUCGAGAAGCUCAAGGCGCUGGUGGACGAGCUGGACGUCGCUAUCCUGGUCAACAACGUUGGAAAGAGCCACAGCAUCCCUACCCCCUUCGCCCAGACUCCCGCGGACGAGAUGGCUGACAUCAUCACCAUCAACUGCAUGGGGACACUCCGGACCACGCAGAUCAUCGUCCCUGGCAUGAUCCAGCGCAAGCGAGGCCUGAUCCUCACGAUGGGCUCCUUCGGCGGUCUUACUCCCACCCCUCUCCUCGCCACCUACUCCGGCAGCAAGGCGUUCCUCCAACAGUGGUCGAGCUCCCUGGGCUCGGAGCUGCAGCGAUACGGAAUUACCGUCGAGCUGGUGCAGGCCUAUCUCAUCACGUCUGCCAUGUCCAAGGUUCGCAAGACCAGCGCUUUGAUCCCCAACCCCCGGUCGUUCGUCCAGGCCACGCUCUCGAAGAUUGGCAGCAACGGCGGUUCUCCCACCUACGCGUACAGCUCCUCUCCUUACUGGAGCCACGGACUGAUGGCGUACUUUAUUACCUGUGUGGUUGGGCCGAUGAGCCAAUUCUUCAUUGGGCAGAACGGCUCCAUGCACGAGUCCAUCCGGAAGCGUGCGCUGCGUAAGGCCGAGCGCGAGAACGCAAAGAAGAGCACCUAA